Artibeus jamaicensis (Jamaican fruit-eating bat) is the source of this 2612-nucleotide messenger RNA. It is a transcript of the gene CDHR5, whose product is annotated as cadherin related family member 5. The record is from RefSeq and is a predicted model, not a curated record. Gene Ontology annotation, biological process: cell-cell junction assembly; calcium-dependent cell-cell adhesion; multicellular organism development. Gene Ontology annotation, cellular component: adherens junction; catenin complex; plasma membrane. Bases 4 to 2532 code for a protein of 842 amino acids. NCBI's taxonomy places the organism in Eukaryota, Metazoa, Chordata, Mammalia, Chiroptera, Phyllostomidae. The transcript has 15 exons. Gene Ontology annotation, molecular function: cadherin binding; calcium ion binding.
GAGAUGGGGGCUUGGGCCCUGCUGCUGGGGGCCUGGGCCCUGCUGCUGCCGCUGCUCCCAGACGCUGCCCAGGCGCAGGCCCAGGCCUGUUCCGUGAGCGGGAACGUCUUCGAAGUCCAGGAGAACACAAACCUCACCGACGCCCUGGUGAACAUCUCCGUCCCCGAGGGCCAGCAGGUGACCCUCGGAUCCUCGUCCACCCCCUUCGCCUUCCGGAUCCAGGGGACUCAGCUGUUUCUCAAUGUGACUCCUGACUACGAGGAAAACACAGUGCUGGAGGCGCACCUGGAGUGCAGAAGAGGGGACACUCUGGUGACCCAGCAGAUGGUGCUGGUCAUCGUGCUGGAUGUCAAUGACAACCCACCCAAGUUCCCCUUUGAGGUCUUGGUGGAGGCGGUGUCGGAGGACACGAAAGUGAACACCACUGUCAUCCCUGAGUCCACGCUGGAGGCCGAAGACCUGGACAAAGACGACAUCUUGUUCUACACCCUCCAGGAAGUGACCCCGGGUGCCGGUGACUUAUUCUCCUUGGUGGGUGUGAACCUCCCCGCUCUGCGGCUGGACCGGCCACUGGACUUCGACAGGCAUCGGAACAUGACCUUCCGGCUGCUGGUGCGGGACACUCGGGAGGAGGACGCAGUGCCAAGCCACACGGCCACAGCCACCCUGGUCCUGGAGGUGCAGCCGGCCGACCUGCGGCCCCCCUGGUUCCUGCCUUGUGUCUACGAAGACUCUCAGUUCUGCCUCUCAGCCCAGUACCGAGGGGCUGUCCCCACAGGCUACAGACUGCCGUCCCCCCUCAUCCUGCGGCCUGGGCCCAUCUAUGCCGUGGACGGGGACCGGGGCAUCAACCAGCGAAUCAUCUACAGCCUCGUGAGAGGACAGGGGAACGAGGACGGCACUUUUGCCAUCAGUGCUGACUCGGGCAACCUCACCAUGACCAAGAGCAUCUCCAGUCCCCAGAUCUACCUUUUGCUGGUCAAGGGCGAGCAGGAGGACCAGGCCCGCUACUCAGUGACCCAGGUCACCGUGGAGGCCCGUAACGCCUCCGGGAACCUGCCCCACUUCCCUCAGGACCUGUACCGCGGCACUGUGGCUCUGGGCUCUGGUGUGGGCGUGGCGGUCAAGGAUGCAGCUGCCCCCUCCCAGCCUCUGAGGGUCUGGGCCGAAGACCCAGACUUCCCAGACCUGAACUCAGCCAUCACGUACCGCAUCACCAACAACUCCAACUUCCGAAUGAAUGGGGAGGAAGUGCUGACGACCACCAAGCUGGUGCAGGCUGGGGUCUUCUAUGCAGAGGUGGAGGCCACCAACACAGUGACAUCAGGCACAGAGGCUACAGUCCUGGAGAUCGAAGUCACCGAGCUGCAGCCCACCACCACGGGCACCCCCAGCGCCCCAACACCUACAGAUGCUGGAAGAACAACCCGGCCCGAGAGCAGCUCCACUUCGGAAGCCUCCAGGCCCCCCGGGCCGUCCCAGGGACCCUCCACGACCGUCUCUGGGGGGACCGCUGGCCCACGCCCCCCCACGAGCGGCUCCACUUCAGAAGCCCCCAAGCCCCCCGGGCCGUCCCAGGGACCCUCCACGACCGUCUCUGGGGGGACCGCUGGCCCACGCCCCCCCACGAGCAGCUCCACUUCAGAAGCCCCCAAGCCCCCCGGGCCUUCCCAGGGACCCUCCACGACCGUCUCUGGGGGGACCGCUGGCCCACGCCCCCCCACGAGCGGCUCCACUUCAGAAGCCCCCAAGCCCCCUGGGCCGUCCCAGGGACCCUCCACGACCGUCUCUGGGGGAACUGCUGGCCCACGCCCCGCCACGGGCACAACCCUGAGGCCACCCACCUCGUCCACGCCUGGGGGACCCUCCACUGAGAGAACCUCCCCCUCAUCAACCUCACCCAGUGGGGGCUCAACACUGACCCGAAACCCAGGUGGCAGCCAUGUGGAGCAGCGCUUCUCUGUGACGGACAUGGCGGCCCUGGGUGGGGUGCUGGGCGCGCUGCUGCUUCUGGCGGUCAUCGCGCUGGUGGUCCUGAUCCACAAGCACUACGGGCCAUGUGGAUGGUGCUGCUCCAGCAAAGCGGUGGAGUCCCAGGGCUUUGACAACAAGGCCUUCUUUGCGGACCCCAGUGAGGCCAGCUGGGCGCCCGCCCCCAGCACCCUGGCCAAGGCCCCGGCUGAGGUCUCACCCGAGCCUCCGAAGCUGGAGCCGCCCGCGCCCCUGUUGCCCACGUUGCCCGCCCCUGAGUCCCCCAGCUCCAUCCCCGAGUCCCCCGCAGCAGCCCAGGACGGGGACGAGGGCGGACCCGCGGGCGUGCGGUCCAUCCUGACCAAGGAGCGACGGCCGGAAGGCGGCUACAAGGCCGUGUGGUUCGGUGAGAACAAUGGGGCGGAAGCCGACGUGGUGGUGCUGAACGCGCCCACCUCGGACGUGGACCGGGCCAGCGUCUCGGGCAGCGAGGGCAGCGGCGACGAAGGCGACGGAGCCUCGGUCCUGGACGAAGCCCCCUUCCCGUCCACCUACAUCUAGCGCCCCCCAGCGGAGCAGGAUCCCAGCGGCCGCGCUGCCCCCGCCCCGCCCCGCGCUGAGCUGAAUAAAGUGACGGUUCC